Molecule: messenger RNA, 1020 nt
Organism: Lasiosphaeria miniovina
Lineage: Eukaryota; Fungi; Ascomycota; Sordariomycetes; Sordariales; Lasiosphaeriaceae
Product: dehydrogenase
Exons: 3
Coding region: 1-1020 (339 amino acids)
Cellular component (GO): cytoplasm
Molecular function (GO): zinc ion binding; alcohol dehydrogenase (NAD+) activity
Source: RefSeq, a predicted model, not a curated record
AUGUCGCUCCCGAAGACGUACAAGCGCGCCGUCUUCCCGGGCAUGGGUCAGCCGCUGGUCAUCGAGGAAGCGCCACUAAGGACGCCCACCUCGAAUGAGCUGCUGGUCAAAGUCGAGGCCUGCGGCGUGUGCCACUCGGACAUGUACUCGCAGUACAACGCCCUGGGAGCUGGCUUCCCCAUUGUGCCCGGCCACGAGAUCAUCGGCAAGGUGGCUGCCGUCGGCGACGCUGUGACCGAUUGGAAGGUCGGUGACCGCGUGGGCGGCGGCUGGCACGGCGGCCAUGACGGCACCUGCAAUGCCUGCAAGCAAGGCUGGUUCAACAUGUGCGACCGCCAGGCCGUCAACGGCGCAACCAUGGACGGCGGCUAUGCCGAGUACACUUAUCUUCAUGCCGAGGCUGGCGUGCGCAUCCCCGCCGACGUCGACGCGGCCAAGUACGCGCCACUUCUCUGCGCCGGCAUCACCGUCUUCAACUCGAUGCGCGCCCAGAAAGUCACGCCGGGCGAGACCGUCGCGAUCCAGGGCCUUGGCGGGCUCGGCCACUUGGCCAUUCAAUAUGCCAAGUUCAUGGGCUACCGCGUAGUCGCCGUAUCGCGCGGCGCCGAUAAAGAGAAGGCGGCGCGCGCGCUGGGCGCACACGAGUAUGUCGACUCCAGCGCCGGGGACCCGGGCGAGCAGCUCAAGGCCCUCGGAGGGGUUGCGCUCAUCGUGUCGACUGCCGCGACUAGCGAGGCCAUGACGCCUCUGCUGAAGGGCCUGGCCAUCCACGGAAAGCUUCUCGUCCUCGGCAUCCCCGAGAAGCUCGAGUUCCCGACCCUAGAGCUCUUGAGAUACGGCUGCUCGGUGCAGGUCUGGCCCAGCGGCCACCAGGGCGACUCGGAGGACACGAUUGCCUUCUCAAAGCUCCACGGCGUCGACUGCCAGAUUGAGAAGUUCCCGCUUGAAAGAGCCCAGGAAGCAUAUGAUGCCAUGAUGAGUGGAACGGUUCGCUUCAGGUCGGUCAUCACCAUGGAGUGA